This is a messenger RNA of Frankliniella occidentalis (western flower thrips), 3008 nucleotides long. RefSeq names its product neuropeptides capa receptor-like. Gene Ontology annotation, molecular function: neuromedin U receptor activity. NCBI's taxonomy places the organism in Eukaryota, Metazoa, Arthropoda, Insecta, Thysanoptera, Thripidae. The coding region runs from base 407 to 2089 and encodes 560 amino acids. Gene Ontology annotation, cellular component: plasma membrane. The record is from RefSeq and is a predicted model, not a curated record. Gene Ontology annotation, biological process: neuropeptide signaling pathway. The transcript is spliced from 7 exons.
CUGCGAGCCGUCGAGUCGAGAGGACAGCGAGAGAGAGGAGAGAGAGCGCCCCCACCCGCCGCGGCCUAGGCGGCGCUACGCGGCCCGCGCGAUCUGCGACUCGCGCGCGUCCCCCUCCCCCCACCACCCUCGCCUCCCCUCCAGCAGCGCCCCCCGCUAGAGUCUCCCAUUGUGUGUCCGCGCGCCACAUCGCGCCCCCGCAAAUAACAAGAGUAAUUCCCUCUCGCUGCCGCGUCGUCCUGGACGCUCCUCCGGACGCUCCGGAGGAGGAUGUUUGUUUACGUGACUGUCGCGGCCGUGCGGCGGACGGCGGCGGGCGGGCGCGGCGGCGCCUAGAGUGACAGAGCUCCGAGGACUGUGUGCUGCUGCGCGCCUUUGUUCUCUGCUAUCGGCGAGAAAGGGGAGGAUGGACGUCGCGGCCAACGGCACCUUGGACCUGGCCGGCCUGGGGCUGAGCCUGGGCGGCCUCGUGGACGCGGAGCCGUGGAACGCGAGCGCGGACCCGUCGGCGGCGGGGCCGUGGCCGCCGCCCAACAUGACGCUCGAGCACUACCUCGAGAGGAUGCGCGGCCCCAAGCACCUGCCCCUCACCGUCGUCUGGCCGCUCACCGUCAUCUACGUCGUCAUCUUCGUGACGGGCGUCAUCGGCAACGUGGCCGUGUGCGUCGUCAUCGUGCGCAACGCGUCCAUGCACACCGCCACCAACUACUACCUCUUCUCGCUGGCCGUGUCGGACCUAGCGCUGCUGCUGCUAGGCCUGCCCUACGAGCUGAGCGUCUACUGGCAGCAGUACCCGUGGACUUACGGCGAGGUGCUGUGCAAGUUUCGAGCUCUCGUGUCCGAGAUGACCUCGUACACCUCAGUGCUGACGAUCGUGGCUUUCUCCUUGGAGCGCUACCUCGCCAUCUGCCACCCGCUGCAGAGCUACCGGAUGUCGGGGCUGCGCCGGGCCGUGCGCAUCAUCGCCGUGCUCUGGAUCGUGUCCUUCGUGGCGGCGCUGCCCUUCUCCGUCCUGUCCACCGUGCACUACCUGGAGUGGCCCAUAGGGUCCGGUCUUCUGGCACCCGAGUCGGCCUUCUGCGCCAUGCUGGACUCGUACAUGGUGUACGAGACGUCGUCGCUGCUCUUCUUCCUGCUCCCGAUGCUCGUCAUGGUGGUCAUCUACGGCCGCAUCGGCUCCAAGAUCCGAUCGCGCGGCCGACACUCGCUCGGCAAGCGGGUCGAAGGCACGAUGCACGGGGAGACCAAGCAGACCCAGACCCGGAAAGCUAUCAUCCGCAUGCUAAGUGCCGUGGUGAUCGCGUUCUUCCUGUGCUGGGCGCCGUUCCACUCUCAGAGGCUGGUGUACCUGUACGGCCAGGACCUGCCGCACUUCGCCGAGAUCAACGCGUGGCUCUACUACGUGACGGGGGUCUUGUACUUCUUCGGCUCCACCGUCAACCCCAUCCUGUACAACCUGAUGUCGGUCAAGUACCGCAUGGCGUUCCGAGAGACGCUGUGCGGCAGCCUAUCGCCGUCCGCGGCCGCCGCCCGGGGCGGCUUCCGGGAGCAGAGCAGCUUCCGGGACACCUCAGUCCACCAGGUUGGUGAGAGCGGCAACGGCGUCAAGUGGCACCAUCGCGGCGGUAACGGCACGGCGGCCGGCGGCUCGACCCGGCGCUUCCAGCGUCACGGCGUCCACAGCCUCGGGCCGGCCGUCGUCGUCGCGCCGCCCGCCAGCCCCCAGGCCGCCCAGCUCCUGGAGAACGGCAGCGUGCUGGAGCCCCACUGGAAGGACCCCGCCGACCCUGCGAGGGUGGCCGCCGACGUGCUCCUGGACGUGGACGUCGUGGACGGCGACGCCGACGGCGUGGGCGCGGACUUGGACGGCUGUCAGUCGGUGGACGACGGCGACGCCGGCUCGGAGCUGGUGGUGAUGAUCUCCCCCGCACACCGCAAGCCCAGGGUGUACGCCGUCGGGAAGGUGUCUCGGAAGUGGCCCAAGGUGCUCAUGCUCAAGGUGGCGCGGAAGCAGACGCCUGCGGCCGAAGCCGUCCCCGCGCAGCACCCGGCAGCGGCGACAGCUCAGCAGGGCGAGACGUGCAUCUGAGGCUGACCAGGCUGACGCGUGGGCGGCUAUACUCCGUCAUGGCGGAGACACUGGAACAGGGGGUAGUGACCCGCCUCCAUCGAGCGCUGCUGCCGCUGCUGCACCGAGACAGACAGUGAAAUGCACGAAUGUGUCGCGUAAUUGAUACCACCAAGUCUCGGUAUUAUUGUGAUACUAAGUGAAUCAAGUGCCCACAAAUGGUGAUAUAGGUGGGGUUUCUGUAAUUGUUCUUUAAAUAGUCCCGACAAUUUCAAUACACGGUGGCUGACAUCAUUGAACUUGCCUUCCUAAUGGCAGAGCUACCCAUGCCAAAGUUAUUUAAAAUUAUUCCAGGGAAGCUCAGUUAGUAACUUACUUUUUCUUGUUAGGUAUGGGCGGGUACUUGUAUGUCGGCAGUGCUUAGCGCUUUCUAUUCCAUGUGCUUCCUCGUACAGCUGUGAAUUAUUUUCAAAUGAAUGUACCUGAUUAUUUUGUUGAGUGUACAGUUAUGUGACCAAAUUUCUAGUCCCGAGUACUUAAUGAAGUGCUUUAAAAAUGUGAAGUUUUAAAGGAAAAUCAUAAUUAGAGCCUAAACAAUAUACUUUCAUUAUUUACUCUAUAAAUAACUACACCUAAACACUAAUGUCUCCUUUAAAACUAUGUUUAUGACCUUUGAUGGCCAAUUCUUGAUCUGAAAAAUAUUUUGUUAAUGGGUCAUUGGUCAUCAAUUAGUUUUUAAUAUGAAGUCCUUACUCCAUUUUGGGAAGUAAAUAGAGUUUUAAACAAAAAUAUUGCUUCUCAAUGUCGUUAUAUGGAUUUAAAAUUCUAAAUUACUGUUUGUAAAAUUUAAAAUAUGUUGGUUCUAUGACGAUUUGUUUAGAAAUAUAAAGUUUGUAAAUAAAUGAAUGAAUAAAUGAUGCUAUAUUUAUUACAAAAUAAU